AUGCUCCAGAUAAGAUUCCUAGGGCCUGCUGUUCCUGACCCUCCGCGCCGACCAAAUUGCUGCACAGACUUCGAUACAAGCUGUCUCGAUACAGGAUGGCGUCGCAAGAAUCUGAACGCGUCGUGCGAUCCAUGGCCGUACUUAUUCCCGUGGCGCGCGUUGGAACCUGGGGAAUCACUCUCAACCGACGAGUUCUUAGCCACCGCCGCAUCUGGCGGCGCAAACCGCGGAGCAUUGCUCGCUCCAGCGGGUGUGACGCUGGUGGAAGCCGCGGCCGCGACAGCAGAAGGAACGGCAUCGCCUGCUGACGUGUCAAUAACGAAUGGGGUCACGGGAGUCACGGACGCUCUACUAGCAGCUGAUGGGUCCCGAUUUUUACAGCUGACUUCCGCUUUUUCCGCGUCGUCUAAUGGCGACGGCGCUUCUGGUAGUAGCAAUGGCAGCAGCAAUAGUAACAAUAGUAGUAGCGGCCCAGGCGUGGCGCAAGCGCUGUGCGAACUCAAGCCCGCGGCGCCAACGAGCAACGAGUCGCAGCAGGCUCAGCAGCAGCAGUCCCCGCGCCAGCUGUCCCUCUCGUUCUUUGCGCGCGCCAGCCUGUGCGCGGAGGGGGAAGGGGGCGCGGAUGGGGGCGCGGAAGGGGAGGCGGAAGGGGAGGCGGAGCGGCUGUUGAGGGUGCUGCUGCUGGCAGUUCCGCUGAACGCUUCCGCCACCGCCACAGCUGGAGGAGGGGGAGCAACUGGGGGAGGGGCGGGGGAAGGAGGAGCGGGGGAGCAGGUGUGGGGGGAGUGGCGGGUGGGCGUGCCGUGUGGGGGAAGCAGCGCGAGUUUGUCCGGCGCCUUGCCUUGGUUCCAAGUGGGUCCCCUCCUCUUCCCCCUCCCUGACCUCCCAGAUUCCUCCUCUUCUUCUUCCCCUUCCUCGCUGGUAGUGCCCCCAGGGGGAGUGACGCUGCACUUGGUGAUUCGAGCCGGAGGAGGAGCAGUAUUGGGGAGCACUGCUAUCGACCUCGUGUCUGUCAUGCCUACCCGCACCGACCCCUCUCCUCUCAAGUCCUUCUCCCACUGGCCGCUCUCCAGCUCCUACCCGCUCCUCACAGCCGGCUCAACCCGACGCAACCGAUCCUCCCUCUCCCUCACCACGCUCUCUGACCUUAACUCUGCUGCUCUCGCGCUGCACCCCGCCCCCUUCGCCCUGCUCGCCCCCGCCACGCCCGCCUCCCCCUGCCGCCCCUUCUCCUUCUCCACCUCCUUCGCCUUCCGCAUCUCCUCCCCCAACGCCGCCGGGCUGGGUGGCGAGGGCUUGGCGUUUGUGAUGCUGCCGACGCCCACGCUCGGCCUGCCGGGGCCCUCCCUGGGCUACGGCCGCGUGCUGCUAUCCCCGGGGAGCACAACUGUUGCUGAUAAUUCGAGUUCCGGCAGUGGCGUGUCAUCUCAGGAACAUGUCCCUUGUGAACAUACCAUUCCAUUGCCCUCGUUCGGCCUACCAAAAGGAGGUAUGCUUAUUAGUUUCAUCUCUUCCUUCUCUCUCAUCUUCCAUCUCUUGUCUCCCGUGUUUCACCUUCCAUCUCUCUCCAUCUCUCGCCUUCCAUCUCUCGCCUUCCAUCUCUCGCCUUCCAUCUCUCGCCUUCCAUCUCUCGCCUUCCAUCUCUCGCCUUCCAUCUCUCGCCUUCCAUCUCUCGCCUUCCAUCUCUCGCCUUCCAUCUCUCGCCUUCCAUCUCUCGCCUUCCAUCUCUCGCCUUCCAUCUCUCGCCUUCCAUCUCUCGCCUUCCAUCUCUCGCCUUCCGUCUCUCGCCUUCCGUCUCUCGCCUUCCGUCUCUCGCCUUCCGUCUCUCGCCUUCCGUCUCUCGCCUUCCGUCUCUCGCCUUCCGUCUCUCGCCUUCCGUCUCUCGCCUUCCGUCUCUCGCCUUCCGUCUCUCGCCUUCCGUCUCUCGCCUUCCGUCUCUCGCCUUCCGUCUCUCGCCUUCCGUCUCUCGCCUUCCGUCUCUCGCCUUCCGUCUCUCGCCUUCCGUCUCUCGCCUUCCGUCUCUCGCCUUCCGUCUCUCGCCUUCCGUCUCUCGCCUUCCGUCUCUCGCCUUCCGUCUCUCGCCUUCCGUCUCUCGCCUUCCGUCUCUCGCCUUCCGUCUCUCGCCUUCCGUCUCUCGCCUUCCGUCUCUCGCCUUCCGUCUCUCGCCUUCCGUCUCUCGCCUUCCGUCUCUCGCCUUCCGUCUCUCGCCUUCCGUCUCUCGCCUUCCGUCUCUCGCCUUCCGUCUCUCGCCUUCCGUCUCUCGCCUUCCGUCUCUCGCCUUCCGUCUCUCGCCUUCCGUCUCUCGCCUUCCGUCUCUCGCCUUCCGUCUCUCGCCUUCCGUCUCUCGCCUUCCGUCUCUCGCCUUCCGUCUCUCGCCUUCCGUCUCUCGCCUUCCGUCUCUCGCCUUCCGUCUCUCGCCUUCCGUCUCUCGCCUUCCGUCUCUCGCCUUCCGUCUCUCGCCUUCCGUCUCUCGCCUUCCGUCUCUCGCCUUCCGUCUCUCGCCUUCCGUCUCUCGCCUUCCGUCUCUCGCCUUCCGUCUCUCGCCUUCCGUCUCUCGCCUUCCGUCUCUCGCCUUCCGUCUCUCGCCUUCCGUCUCUCGCCUUCCGUCUCUCGCCUUCCGUCUCUCGCCUUCCGUCUCUCGCCUUCCGUCUCUCGCCUUCCGUCUCUCGCCUUCCGUCUCUCGCCUUCCGUCUCUCGCCUUCCGUCUCUCGCCUUCCGUCUCUCGCCUUCCGUCUCUCGCCUUCCGUCUCUCGCCUUCCGUCUCUCGCCUUCCGUCUCUCGCCUUCCGUCUCUCGCCUUCCGUCUCUCGCCUUCCGUCUCUCGCCUUCCGUCUCUCGCCUUCCGUCUCUCGCCUUCCGUCUCUCGCCUUCCGUCUCUCGCCUUCCGUCUCUCGCCUUCCGUCUCUCGCCUUCCGUCUCUCGCCUUCCGUCUCUCGCCUUCCGUCUCUCGCCUUCCGUCUCUCGCCUUCCGUCUCUCGCCUUCCGUCUCUCGCCUUCCGUCUCUCGCCUUCCGUCUCUCGCCUUCCGUCUCUCGCCUUCCGUCUCUCGCCUUCCGUCUCUCGCCUUCCGUCUCUCGCCUUCCGUCUCUCGCCUUCCGUCUCUCGCCUUCCGUCUCUCGCCUUCCAUCUCUCGCCUUCCAUCUCUCCCCUUUCGUCCUCCCUGGUAA
Closterium sp. Yama58-4 is the source of this 3165-nucleotide messenger RNA. The record is from the annotation of a GenBank genome assembly. Lineage: Eukaryota; Viridiplantae; Streptophyta; Zygnematophyceae; Desmidiales; Closteriaceae.